GUUAUGCUUGGAAAAUGUAAUCAUUUUGUAUAUAUUUUUGACCCCGAUCCAAAAUAGCUUACAAAAGUAACUCCAAAUCCCAAAAAUGCCGGUGGCCGUUCGUCUGGUGGAGGCCUUGACCCUGAUCACAAUUAUGGGUCUGAUUACCUGCAUUGGUCUCAGCGUGAUCCUGGCCCAAAAGACUCUUAGUAUGACCAUUACAUUUAUAGAGCCCGCAGCGAAUAUUGCCGAUAUGGUACUGAUUUUAACCGAGAAAGUACUGGUAUCCUCGCUACUCUGCGUUUUAAGACUAACAAAUGUGGUGGGAAAUGCCCUCCAAGCGGCCGGAAUCGCCUGAUGAUCAAUAUCUUACGAUAUAUCAAAGUGACCCCACUAACUUUCGGUUUUCUGAUCCAUGUUGGACACUGUUGUAUGCCAAUAUAUUACUCGCCCUGCGUUUUAUUAUGCCAUUAGUGCCCGUCA
Drosophila erecta is the source of this 462-nucleotide messenger RNA. RefSeq lists its product as uncharacterized. The record is from RefSeq and is a predicted model, not a curated record. Bases 86 to 337 code for a protein of 83 amino acids. Lineage: Eukaryota; Metazoa; Arthropoda; Insecta; Diptera; Drosophilidae. The transcript is spliced from 2 exons.